Parasteatoda tepidariorum (common house spider) is the source of this 2803-nucleotide messenger RNA. Its product is annotated as T-box transcription factor TBX3-like. The record is from RefSeq and is marked provisional. Gene Ontology annotation, molecular function: DNA-binding transcription factor activity, RNA polymerase II-specific; RNA polymerase II cis-regulatory region sequence-specific DNA binding. Gene Ontology annotation, biological process: regulation of transcription by RNA polymerase II; cell fate specification; positive regulation of DNA-templated transcription. NCBI's taxonomy places the organism in Eukaryota, Metazoa, Arthropoda, Arachnida, Araneae, Theridiidae. Gene Ontology annotation, cellular component: nucleus; chromatin.
GUGUAGAACUUAUCACCUUCUUCAACCGAUAUCACCAUCGUCAGCUGAAAGUUGAUCUUCGAUUGCUUUGCUCGCUAGUUCUUCAACGCUUGCGGCUCUUUUUUUGUUUGUUUCGUUUUAACUAUCCCCUCGAGCAGACGAUAAUUUGCAUUUCUCGGAAAUGGAUGAAGAAAACGAUUUUAUAGCUGAGUACUAUUAUUGCAAAAAAAGGACAAGAGAAAGAUAUCAGUUUUUCUGACGAAAGUGUUUCUUAAAAGAAAUCGUUUGCUAAUAUUUAAUACUGAUAUUGGAAAUAGAAUAAAAAUGAAUUGAUAAAGAUAUAUGACUUAACACCAUCAUUUGCAAAAAAAUGAAUGAGAGAAUAUUUUACAAAAAGAACUGUGAUUUGAUAAAACUAACUUGACUGAGAAAAUAAAAGAUACCUUGAUUUUUCUCGAAGCUAUUUUAAAGUUCCUCAGAUUUUCGAACUUGUAUUUCUAACAACGUAAGCUAGUCACCAUUAGUUCCUCACACCUAUCCUUGUUUACCAUGCACCUUCGUAUACAAACAUUGAAUUAAGACAUUUUUGGAAAAGAAGCAUCAGAUACUGAUAAUGACAAUUUAUUCAGUAUCAGUAUCAAGCAACUGAUACAUUUUUCUAGUCUCUCUAAGAACCAAACAAUCGUCCUGAGUGGUAAAAGAAUAAAUGCGAUUCGAGCCUGCUGAUUUGGGACCCGGGAUGGCCUUUCACCCAUUCCUUCUGGGUCCGGGAUCCCGGAUGCCUAUGUCCCAGUCGGACUUCAGCAUGAGCUCAAUCCUAACCCAACCGCACUACCUGACGGCGGCUCUUCAGAGUUUCAACCCGGCUCUAGCGGCCGCUUGCUACCCGCCACCCCCGGGUGCUGCCGCCGCGCUAUUUCCGAAGCCACCACCGCCACCCCAUCAUAUAACAGCUGAGGACGUUUUGGGCGCUCAUUUGAGGGGUGGACCACCCCUCCGACCUUUAGAACCUGAAGAUGAUGGUAUCAAGGAUGAUCCUAAAGUGAUACUUGAGUCCAAGGAUCUGUGGGAUAAAUUCCAUUCUCUGAGUACUGAAAUGAUCGUUACUAAAUCAGGAAGGCGUAUGUUUCCUGCCUACAAAGUCCGGGUGAGCGGCCUAGACAAGAAAGCUAAAUACAUUCUACUGAUGGACAUUGUGGCAGCAGACGAUUGCCGGUAUAAAUUCCAUAAUAGCCGGUGGGUAGUGGCAGGGAAGGCCGACCCCGAGAUGCCCAAGAGGAUGUAUAUCCAUCCUGAUUCACCAUCCACUGGUGAACAAUGGAUGCAGAAAGUUGUCUCCUUUCACAAACUGAAAAUCACAAACAACAUAUCAAACAAGCACAGCUUUACGAUCUUGAACUCGAUGCAUAAGUAUCAACCGAGGUUCCAUCUGGUGAGAGCAAACGAUAUUCUAAAACUACCCUACUCCACAUUUAGGACGUACGUUUUCAAAGAAACUGAAUUCAUCGCCGUUACUGCGUACCAAAACGAAAAGAUAACAAGGCUGAAGAUUGACAACAAUCCAUUUGCCAAAGGAUUUCGGGAUUCCGGAGCUGCAAGAAAAGAUAAAAGAAGACAGAAUUCUUUAUUCGGUUCUCAUUCCUACCAAGAAGAAUCGCUAACUGCAUCACCACCUGAAGACGGAAGAGGAGACGACGGUGAAGACAGUAGUGAUAAUGAAAAUGUUGAUGUUGAUACGCCUGAUAACGAUGAUUUAGAACCACAGACUCUCAUCAAUGGUCACCAUCAAACGCAUUUAUCUCCUGGCAGCAAUUCCAUCAGAAUGUUCGAAUCGAACAACUUAACCAGAGGGUCGCCAACAUCUCCCGUUGGUUCUAUUUCUCCAGGGUCAUCGAUUCCAACUGCAGAACAGAGACUUAUGCAGGAAAAGCUUUUUGGUGGAUGUACAGAUCUAGCAGGUGGCUUGGACAAUUUGCAAAAGUACCUGCCUCUGCCCUACCCUCCGUCCUUCUAUACUGGUCUACUUGGACAUCUACCCUUCUUGAUGCCCGGUGCCCAGCAACAGAUGGGCUCCCUUUUUUCUCCUAGUGAUGGUGCCCAGCUAGCAGCCAUGCGUCAGCUCCAUGCUCAAUUGGGUCACAACCAAAGACUUUUGAUGGAUGGACUGUAUGAUGGACUUGCUAACAACCAGGAUGUACCAAGCAAUGGCGGAACUCUAAUAAAAAGCCCAAAGGCACAUCGAUUUGCACCUUACAGUCUACCAGCAGUGUCCAGCGCAGAAGCGUCUGCAUUUCACCGAUUGGCCACUAGUGGUCAGUUGCCCCCAACAACAAUAAGAAGUGACACGGAAAAUUCACCGUCGCCAAAAGACCCUUCGCCUCCGAAAGACUGAUUUAAAUAAGCUUUGACACACAUUUAAAGCAGUUUUAAUAAGCCAAAGAAAAACUGGCGGAACUUGAAAUUCGUGAACUCAAAUGGAAUGAUGCUAUAUUCAUUAUCCACCAACCCAUUUUCUUGGUGAAUGCAUGAAAGUUACAUAAUAAUUUUUUUUGGCAAUUUUUCAAAAAAUUCGGAAAAUUUUCAACAAAAAAAAAUGAGUUUUCUGAAAAAAAGAAAACAAGUGGAUCGUUGUUGUAGGUUACAGUUGGCCAAAGUGUUACCUAACAUUCCGUGAAACUGGACUUUCAGUAACCUCACGUCCCAUUGCAUUUCCGUUACUAUAAUCAUGAUGUGUAUGUUGACUGUGAUAGAAAUUACGGGGUUGUGCAUACUGGCAUACACAUGAUGACAUGUUGACUAACCGGUGCCAGUGAUAAAAAAAAAA